UUCCACCCCCCAACUCUCUACCCCCCUCCCCCUGUGGAUGCCUGCCUCCCCCCAGCCACCAUCAUGGGCAAGGUGCUGUCCAAGAUCUUUGGCAACAAGGAGAUGCGGAUCCUGAUGCUGGGCCUGGACGCGGCGGGCAAGACCACCAUCCUGUACAAACUGAAGCUGGGCCAGGCGGUCACGACGAUCCCCACCGUGGGCUUCAACGUGGAGACCGUGACUUACAAAAACGUCAAGUUUAACGUGUGGGACGUUGGGGGCCAGGAUAAGAUCCGGCCGCUGUGGCGGCACUACUACACGGGCACGCAGGGCCUGAUCUUUGUGGUGGACUGCGCUGACCGGGACCGCAUUGACGAGGCCCGGCAGGAGCUGCACCGCAUCAUCAAUGACCGGGAGAUGCGGGAUGCCAUCAUCCUUAUCUUUGCCAACAAGCAGGACCUUCCUGAUGCCAUGAAGCCGCACGAGAUUCAAGAGAAACUAGGCCUGACCCGAAUCAGGGAUAGGAAUUGGUAUGUUCAGCCGUCCUGUGCCACCUCGGGAGACGGACUCUACGAAGGGCUGACGUGGUUAACAUCUAACUAUAAAUCCUAAUGAUCAUUUAAAAAAAAAAAAGACAAACUAUUACUAGUCUUCAAGAGAGUUUAGCGGGGAAAGAAAACUUGCUUCCCGAGAAAGAAUGAUCCUCCAUACUAAAAUGUUCUGAAAUUAAGCAUCCAUAGGAUUACAAUGAUUGCUCACCUCUUCGCCAGUUACCACUCUUUUCUUCCACAUACUUGACUGGAUCCCCAGUUUAAUACAAUUCUUGCUUGGUGUUAAGAUGCUCUAAUAUUCAACUGUGAAUGAACACAAGCACUAGUUUAUAUGGCAAGCUUCCAGCAACGGGGGUGGGGGUGGGGGGGGAGAGACACAUAGCUUUGCAGAGUAACUUUUCUCAUACUAUGAAAGCCCUUGGUUAUGAUGAUUUGACUUCAUUUGUUUGAGUCUUGGGGCUAAGGCAUCACCUUUUUAAAUGUAUGCUUUCUGAUUUAGUUCCCCCUGACCCCCCCCUCUCCAUUAUCAUCUGCUGUAGAUUUGCUUCCUUUUGCAACCAUGCAGAAUAUGUUGAUAGGUCUCUUGUUAUCUAGUAAACUGAAAACCAUUGCUUAUGAACAAACUGCAGUCUGUCCUCUUUAUGGUGAGAGCUUACCUGUAACUAGAAACUAAAAUUUUCAUCUCCUUUAUCUGGCUUUUUGACAAAUCAGAAGGGUAGCGUUUAGAAUAAAUGUAUGGUUGCUUACUGGGCCCAAUGAUGGCUGGGUAAUUCAAGAACCACUUCAAAAUGUUGGCUGCAGGAGGUUAUGAACCAAAUAUAAUGCAUGAUUAAGGAUGCAAAUAAGUUUCCAUUCUAAAUAGCAACCGUAUGCAGGAUGAAAUGAGACUAGUGUCAAACCACAGUUCCUGUACUUUGCAUUGUAAAGUUAAUUUUUUCUGCUGCAAUAUUAAGUAGUUGCAUUACUUUCCAGUUUCAGUGCAAAUACGCUUUCAUUCCAUAAAGUGCAGCAAUAAUUCGUAAGAAUAAUGUGUGAUGUACACAUUACUUUAAAAAAAAUCAUAAACUUGUAGUCAAAACUUGAAUGUUAAAACUCUUCCUGUCUUAAUAAUUGAGACAAAGAUGGCAGUAUCACAAUUGGUCUAAAAGCUUCUAAAAACUUAAGUAGAUUAUUUGUAGACCUUUUAGCUUGGCUUCUAAGAUGCAUCUUUAUUAACUUGAGGGGGUGGGGGGGUAGCCUGCAUCUGCAUCUAUACUAUGAUUUGAAUAAGUCACUUAAGAAUUUAUUGAGAUGUACUAAUAUGAAGGAAGGAUGUGGCAACUUGGUUUUGCAGAUACUACUAAUUAAAUGGAACAAAUGAGUGUCUUUGGAAGUUGCUUCCCUUUCAUCUGUUACAAAACCAUACUGAAUUCACGCAGGCAGUGACGGACAAAUUCUAGACUUUUGUUCUGGUAGUACCUUUAUUUGAUCUGCUUUGGAUGUAUAAAGCCCUUUGGAAGGGCAGCAAUGAUUCAGGUGGAGAGUGAGCAAACGACUAUGAAUGUAAACUUCCACGUUCCGUUCUUCAAGGGCAAGCAUCUCAUUUGUCAUAUCGCAGCUUUCAAAUGUCUGAUUAGUUGUAUGGGGGAAAAUGAUUGUGAAUUCAGGUUAGCAUAAAAAUGGUUUCAAUCAAGUAUUAAUACUAGGUGCAAAAAAUGUAAAGCAGCUGGUUCCUAUUCAGCCUUAAGGAUUAAUUUCAGAUUUCCUCAAGGAGUAAAACUCAUCUGAGGAAUUUUAGGAAUGUAUUGCUACAAAACCAGAAGAAAAUUUCUUUUGUUAAAGGGUAUGAGUUUGAAAUAAAAUUGGGGCAUUACACUACACUUCUUCAGUGUUGAUUUUGCUACUUAAAUUGUGGACCCUAGAGCUUGUACCAAAGAUGUUUGAGGGGGAUAAAGUAAUGAGAAAUUAAUUUCUAAGAACUGAAUGCUUAGCAUCAUAAACAGAAAAAAAA
Messenger RNA from Lacerta agilis (Sand lizard), 2520 nucleotides. It is a transcript of the gene ARF6, whose product is annotated as ADP ribosylation factor 6. The transcript has a single exon. Bases 64 to 591 code for a protein of 175 amino acids. Gene Ontology annotation, molecular function: GTP binding; GTPase activity. The record is from RefSeq and is a predicted model, not a curated record. Gene Ontology annotation, cellular component: cytoplasm. Gene Ontology annotation, biological process: intracellular protein transport; vesicle-mediated transport. NCBI's taxonomy places the organism in Eukaryota, Metazoa, Chordata, Lepidosauria, Squamata, Lacertidae.